Triticum urartu is the source of this 2247-nucleotide messenger RNA. The record is from RefSeq and is a predicted model, not a curated record. Lineage: Eukaryota; Viridiplantae; Streptophyta; Magnoliopsida; Poales; Poaceae.
UUCAUCCACAAGAUCUAGGACCCAACUCCAUAUCCAACAUCUACAACUUUCAAGUUCUCUGUGAGGUUUAUCUUCAAGAAGAACCUACUAUUGAACUCUUCAGAGAAUACUUCUAUUUGAACCGCCGGAAUCAGUGCACCAACGGUCCUAUCUUGGAACUUGGUGGAAUUUUGAUUCAACGCCGACAGGGCGCUGUCUUUCCCUUAGUAGUCUUACCAAGCCAUCCCAAGGAUUGGAACCAAACUUGGUUUUACUGCAAAGACACUUCGCCAGCUGAUGAGAAGCCACUACCGGGUUAUCGCGUGGAGCAUCUUGACUCCAAGUUUGUGCUCCCUUACAAGCUGACUGUCGCUGAACGCAAGAAGCUCAUACCGUCCAUCAAAAGGAUUCAAGCUUUAUUGGGAAACGGCCUAACUGGAGUUGACCUGAUCCGUUGCUGGAUCGCAUGGCGUGUCAUCCCUCUGAGCCACAGAUCCAGAUUGAUGUAUAAAUAUGGCGGAGGCCCAGAUGACCCUCUGCGUCAUAGUUCUGUACAACUGACUGAAGAGGACAUUGUUGCAAUGUCAACCAUCCUCGUGAACGGAAAAUAUGAGGACUGCAGUAAGGUUGGAUUAAAUCAUUUCUGCAAACUUAACCCGGCACCAGAGGCCAAAUCAGACUUCUGGAAGGCCAAAUAUGAUCAUGAAGCCGCCAAGAAGGCUAGAGCCGCUGCCAUAGCCGGCAGGAAGACAACCCGAAAGUCCAAGAAGAAAAAGACUGCUUCUGAUAUAUUCCAACUGGAUGAUGUUUCUGAGUCGGAGGACGACACGGGGGCCAGCCAGUCGGUAGAAGAAGAGGUAACUAUUUCCUCCGACUCAGAACCUUUGCCAAGACCGAAACCUCGACUGGUAACCCGAAAAGUAAGGUUUUCACACCCUUUGGCUUAUUUGGAUCCUCAUUUUCUUUUGAAAAAACAGCAACAUGAGAGCCGCCGUCAGGCCCGGACUAAUGACGACAAUGAACUGCCCUCCGGCUUACCAAAAACUCCUCGAAAACGCCAGAAUGAGGAGGUUUCUCACUCUUCUGGUGAUUCUUCACAAACUCAAUUCCCGGCUUUCAAGAUUGCCCCUGGCGGUCAAGCAAAGUCCAAGAAAGCCAAGGUGGCUAAGCCGGUGGAAGAUCCGAAAGACCCUGGUCCUGAAUAGGUAAUACCAACUCCUCCUAAACAAUCUGAAGCACCAGAAGACCCUGCUGUCCACAUUCAAUCAGAUCCUCCUGAGCCGUCAGUUGAUGAGACCAUUCUCAAUCCGUCUACCGCUGAGCCAUCUAGCUCAGCUAACCUGCCGACGACUUUUGAUAAUGAUGUCUUAAUUACCGGUAGUCAAUUCGUUGAGCCGGGCAACCCAACUGUACUAGCCCAACACUCUGCCGAGCAAGAGGCUUUAGAAAGGCAGAAGGUGCGGUUUGACGUCUCUCACUACGCUCACCUGAAUGUUAGUGACAUGCUGUCUGGAUACCUCAGUCAUGUGCAUUCCAGCCGUGACUCGAAAAUUGAGAUGGUCAAGCAACUGCAACUAAAAUAUGAGACUGCCCUAACUGAAUUGGGUUCUCAAUUGACUGAUGCAAAGACCCGGCUGGCGGAUCAAGAGGCGGAGAUAAAGAACGCUGACUCCAAAUUCCAGUUGAGCCUCUCUGAAGCUGAAAAACUGAAGACCAAUUUUGAUGUGGAGAAGAAAUCAUGGGCCGAUGAGAAAACCUUGCUGAUAUAGCGUGCUGAGACAGCGGAGGCGGCUCUCAAGGAGGUCACCACGGAGCUCACCGGCUUAAAAACCGUGUGUCUCAGAUGGUCUCCGCAAUCUUUGGUCCAUGGAGUAACAAUCUGAGUCAAAACAGCGUAACAAAACUCAAGGCGGUUUACACCUUGGUGGAGCAACUGUAUACUGGGGCUCAAUGGGCGCUUGCUAUUAUCUCCCCAGCCAACCAAGGACCCAACCUCUUGAGUGACAUUUUGAAGAAGCUAUCUAUUUUACCCACCAGAUUCCAAGAGGUCAAGAGUCGAAUUGACCUGAAACUUCAUGGAACUUAUUUUUGGAACGGAAGCAAUCCAGAAGACUUGGGGUGUACGUUAGGGGUGCAACGAGGAAGGGAUGAGGCAGGGGGCACGCCCUUCACCCUCGUGGGCCCCUCGUGGCUCCCCUGGCGUAUUUCUUCCUCCUAUAUAUACCAAUAUACCCUAAAACCAUCGCGGAGCACAAUAGAUCAGGAGUU